CAGUUCAUAUGCGGCUCAAUCUAAAACUUUGGUAGACCCAUCUCACCCAACGCGGUUUCCAUUUCUUUGAAUCGCCUGGCAAUGCCGACAUCUCCCAUUGGGGACUGAGAAAGCUGGUUUGAUUAGCUGAACAGCAUUAAAGAAUUGAUUUGCAUUUCCUUUGAGCUCGAGCUUCAUUAAUGGCGUUGUCGAUGUUAAUUUGAAUUGACUGAGUUGGUGGCGGGACUACUGCAACUGAAAUUCCAAUGGAAUUCCGUCUCUCCUUGGUCCUCUUUCUGGUUUCUCUCCCUGCAAUUUUAGCUCAAGAAUUUGGAAAAGCUAAUAAUGUUGAAAAUGUUAAGGUUGUGGUUAACGGCAUUUUAUCUGUUGCACGAGUUGACAAUAACUUUGUUUGUGCCACGAUUGAUUGGUGGAAUAAUGAAAAGUGCAACUACGGCCACUGUCCAUGGGGACAUUCAUCCGCGUUAAAUUUGAACUUGUCUCAUCCUUUGCUAGCCAAGUCAAUCCAAGCUUUCGAUCAGUUGAGAAUCAGAAUUGGAGGUUCCUUGGAAGACCAACUAUUGUACAAUGUUGGAAAUUUGAAAUAUCCUUGCCAUCCUUUCAGAAAGCUGGAGAAUGGCUUGUUUGGAUUUUCUAGAGGAUGUUUAAAUAUGAGUAGAUGGGAUGAGUUGAACCAGUUUUUCAGCAAAACAAGGUCCAUCGUCACAUUUAGCUUGAAUGCACUGUUGGGGAGGCACCACAAAGGCGGGGGAGUUUGGGUAGGAGAAUGGGACUCUAGCAACGCUUAUGAUUUUAUUAAUUAUACCGUCUCGAAGAGAUACGAGAUAGAUUCAUGGGAAUUUGGAAAUGAGCUCAGUGGAAGUGGUAUUGGAGCUAGUGUUGGAGCUGGACAAUAUGGAAGAGAUUUGAUCAAGCUUAAACACAUCAUCAACCAUUUGUACAAUGAGUCCGUUGCUAAACCUGCACUUAUGGCACCUGGAGGAUUCUUUGACCAAUCAUGGUUUGCCAGGCUUCUUCAGGUUACUGGUUCUGGCACAGUCGAUAUCAUCUCUCAGCAUAUCUACAAUCUGGGUGCAGGUGUUGAUCCCAAGUUGGUGAAAAAAAUAUUGAAUCCCCAUUACUUGAAUCAUGCAUACGGGCUGUUCCAUGAUCUUGAACUAACUGUGAAAAAGAACGGUCCUUGGACUUCUAUAUGGGUUGGAGAAGCUGGAGGGGCCUACAACAGCGGUGGUCGUAAUGUGUCUGACACAUUUGUGAACAGCUUUUGGUACUUGGAUCAGCUCGGAAUGUCAGCAAGGCACAAUACCAGAGUAUAUUGCAGGCAGUCUCUAGUUGGUGGGAACUACGGUCUUCUCAACAAAACAUCUUUUGUUCCUAACCCUGAUUACUAUAGUGCACUUCUCUGGCAUCGUCUUAUGGGACAAGGAGUUCUUAGUGCUCACAACAACGGUUCAGCAGAUUUACGCACUUAUGCCCAUUGUACAAGGGGAAGAGCCGGUAUAACUCUACUCCUCAUCAACUUGAGCAAUGAGACUACUUUCAUUGCCAAUGAUGAAAACAUUUUGGACACCGAUUUGGGUGCUCACACAAGAAACAUUAGCAAAGAAAGUUAUUUCAAGCGCGGCCUGAAGAGAACGGUGUCAUGGGUAGGACGCAAAGCGUUAGAUGAAGCAAUUUGCAGAGAAGAGUACCAUUUGACACCAAAAGAUGGGGACCUCAGAAGCAAAACCAUGAUUCUCAACGGAGCGCCAUUGGAGAUCACCAAGGACGGAAACAUCCCAGAAUUGGAACCCGCUCGUGUUGACAUGAAAGCUCCGUUAACAAUCGCCCCGUUGUCCAUCAAGUUUGUGGUGUUACCUUACUUCGAUGCGCAAGCUUGUCUAUGAUUUUUGUGUGCUCAACCCAACCAUGACUUACGUUUAAUUUUAGGUAGCAGACACCUAAAAGUUGCAGGAAUUUUUUAGGCAAAUGGAAAUUGUAAUUUUGUGCAAUAAAACAAGGCAAAUAAGUACCUUCGUCAUAAGUGAUAUUUUGUAUUCUUUUUAUGUUGUAAUCUUUUCUGUUAAAUUGAAAGAGUUUAUAAUAAGUUACUUGCGUUUA
This is a messenger RNA of Pyrus x bretschneideri (Chinese white pear), 2100 nucleotides long. Its product is annotated as heparanase-like protein 1. Lineage: Eukaryota; Viridiplantae; Streptophyta; Magnoliopsida; Rosales; Rosaceae. The transcript is spliced from 10 exons. Bases 246 to 1886 code for a protein of 546 amino acids. Gene Ontology annotation, cellular component: membrane; plant-type cell wall. Gene Ontology annotation, molecular function: beta-glucuronidase activity. The record is from RefSeq and is a predicted model, not a curated record.